Messenger RNA from Aspergillus oryzae RIB40, 1911 nucleotides. Its product is annotated as putative ABC transporter. The record is from RefSeq and is a predicted model, not a curated record. Gene Ontology annotation, molecular function: ATP hydrolysis activity; ATP binding; ABC-type transporter activity. Gene Ontology annotation, cellular component: membrane. The transcript has 8 exons. The coding region runs from base 1 to 1911 and encodes 636 amino acids. Lineage: Eukaryota; Fungi; Ascomycota; Eurotiomycetes; Eurotiales; Aspergillaceae.
AUGGAGACCGACCACACUAAGGCAUCAGAUGCCCUCGACCUGGAACGAAAUGACCACCAGUUUUUGAUGAAUAACACCGUUCAAUCCUUUACCUGGGAUAACCUGACUGUAACCGUGAAAGAUAGACGCACUAAGAAACCUCGAAACCUUAUUGAGGGCUGCAGCGGGACUGCCCAUCAUGGCCAACUGAUCGCGUUGAUGGGCCCCUCCGGCUGCGGAAAGACGACUCUCUUAAACGUUCUCGCGCGUCGCACAGCUUCCGCGGGUGCGAAAAACACGGGGGACUGCUACAUAAAUGGAGCGAAGCUGGACAAUAACACCUUCAACCGGAUCACGUCCUACGUCGAACAGGAGGAUGCGUUGAUCGGAUCGCUGACGGUAGAGGAGACAUUGAAGUUUGCCGCAGAUCUGUCUCUCCCAGGCUCAGUGUCGAGAUCUCAGAGAGUGGAUCGUAUACAAACCCUCCUGAGCGCAUUCGGGAUCCAGAACCAGGCUUCGACACUAGUGGGAACACCAAUCCGUAAGGGCAUUAGUGGAGGGCAAAAGCGCCGGGUCAGUGUCGCCAGUCAGCUUAUCACAUGUCCUAAGAUCCUUUUUCUCGACGAGCCAACCAGCGGACUGGAUUCAACUGCUAGUUACGAAGUCAUCUCGUAUGUCAAAAAACUGGCGGUAGCAAACAAUGUACGUCUCUCUGGAGAGGGCUUUGCGGUAAAGCUUAUCAUAAUCGCAAGUAUCCACCAGCCAUCGACAACAACCUUCCAGCUCUUUGACAAUCUUCUCCUUCUUUCGGGAGGCAAGACAUGCUACUACGGACCCGUUUCGGAUGUCCCUAGCUACUUCGAGAACAUCGGCUGUCCCAUUCCCUCCAAUACGAACCCAGCUGAGUACCUUUUGGAUGCGGUCAGCUCUGACUUCACAGUCCACGAGGACCAAGUCGAGAAGAUUCAGACCUCAUGGACGCAGUCUGCCGAGUAUGCCGCGUUAAGCAAGCAACCACAGAGUCCUGACGAGAAGGACAUCAGGACAAUGAGCAUCGACGAAUUAAGCCGCCCAGGUAUUCCCCGAAUCACCAUGUCUCUUUUGCAUCGGCUCUUCAUCAAGAGUUAUCGCGACGUUGUAGCCUAUGGUAUUCGGAUUGUCAUGUAUUUGGGUACAGGACUGGCAAUCAUGAUGGGGACGGUAUGGCUUCGACUCCACACCUCGCAGGAGUACAUCCAACCAUUCAUCAACGCAAUCUUCUUCGGCUCAGCCUUCAUGAGCUUUAUGGCCGUCGCCUACGUCCCAUCCUUUCUCGAGGACCGGGCAACAUUUACCAAAGAACGAGCGAAUGGGCUCUACGGCGCCCUCCCCUUCGUUAUCUCCAAUUUCAUCAUCGGCCUUCCAUACUUGUUCUUAAUUUCAAUGCUUUUUUCCAUAGUCAGCUACUGGCUCUCCAACUUCCGGCCCACGGGCACCGCAUUCUUCACCUGGGUGAUGUGGCUGUUUCUGGACCUCGUUGCCGCGGAAUCCCUUGUUGUUUUCGUAACAGCCAUAUUCCCCAAUUUCGUAAUCAGCCUAGCGCUUGUCGCGUUUGCCAAUGGGCUCUGGAUGAGCGUGGGCGGGUUCCUUGUUUCGCCGACCAUCUUGAAUCCAUUCUGGAAAUAUGUUUUCCAUUAUAUUGACUAUCAGGCAUAUGUAUUCCAAGGAAUGAUGGUUAACGAGUUUAGCGAGAGGAACUACUCGUGUGGCUCGGGGUGUCAGUGCAUGUAUCAGACGGAUCUGGCGGACCAGUGCAUGAUUCGGGGUACCGGAGUGCUUAAGGAAUAUGGGUAUGCGACGGGUCGGACGGGGAAGUGGGUAGGUAUCCUGAUAGGCAUCAUUGCAGUUUACCGACUGUUUGGCUACAUUGCCUUGGUGUUGAGGAGGACUUGA